GUUCCACCAAAGUAAACCUUGUGAAGAUCCCAUCAACAGCUUCCAGUCCUCGAGACACGGCUCUAGCAGCUGUUAUCUGCAGUGCACUUGCCACAGUGCUCUUAGCUCUUCUUAUUCUUUGUGUUAUUUACUGCAAGAGGCAGUUUAUGGAGAAGAAACCAAGCUGGUCUCUGAGAUCACACGAUGUUCACUACAAUGGUUCCGAGUUGUCAUGUUUCGACGGAGCGCGGCUGAACGAGUACGAGCGGCCCGCGUGCUGCGGGUGCCAGCGAGGCGCCUCCCCGACGUGCGGACCAGUUCACUUGAUUCCGUCAUUGUGCUGUGAUGAGACCUGCAGCAUGGAACCCAGCAGUCACAAUUGUGCUUUCCACUCUCAGACUACGCUUAAUGAAAGGGCUUCUGAUUCUGUUGGAGAAAUGAUUCCUGCCUUCCUUGGUUCUCUUUCACACUCUACCUGUGGAGACAUUUCAGAUGCUUGGCCGCUUAUGCAAAAUUCAGCUUGCUGUGACAGCAUCUCUUUCUGUGAAUCAUAUUCAGAACUGGCUGGAGGAGCCCCAUGUUCCUGCAGUCCUGAGACUGAAAAUGCAGGCACUGUUGAUUCGGAUAAUGACCAGGAACUAAGUGAUGUACUUAUUGCAGCUAAGUCUCACGAUGGAAACAUUGUAAAGUCCUUUGAAAUCUCCAAACAUAGAACAUAUAUAGAGUUUUCAUCUCUUCAGAAUUCAGUGGCUGCUGAAAAGUCUCCAAAGACAAAGCACAAUGGAGCAACAAACAACUCCACAGACUAAUGAAGAGGAAGAAAAGCCAUUUCUCUCACCACGAAAACUGAAUGCUUCCCUAAUGCUCCUCUGCCAGCUCUCAUCCAACGUGCUCCGGGCCUCA
Tinamus guttatus (white-throated tinamou) is the source of this 882-nucleotide messenger RNA. Lineage: Eukaryota; Metazoa; Chordata; Aves; Tinamiformes; Tinamidae. The record is from RefSeq and is a predicted model, not a curated record.